AUGAAAACGGGACAAGAUAGUUUUGUGGUUCCCGAAGUUAAUUUUGGUCAGUUUGUGAUUGACCGAAUGAAAAGAUUUGGGGAUACUGUUGCUUUGGUUGAUCCAGUAUCUGAGCGCCAACUUACGUACAAGCAGAGCGCUAGUCGUAUUGAGCAAAUAGCAGCCGGACUGUACAGUCUUGGCUUUCGUCAAGGCGAUAACAGUGCGACUGUAUCAAUUGCGAGACAAACGUUUCUUGAGAAGCUCAUAGUGCUUGGUAAAGAAUGUGACGGAUACGUCGAUUUUGACUCUCUGUUGAAACAUGGAACCCUGCAGGAGAAACCGGAAGUUGACCCAAAAAUGUCUACUGCUCUCUUACUUUCGUCGAGUGGAACAACAGGGCUUCCAAAGUUUGUGAGACUAACGCACAGGAACCUUGUUGCUAACAUGAUACAAAUUCAGGAUAACCAGCACCUACGGUCAGGUGACGUGGUUGUGCUAGCACUUCCGGCGUUUCACCAUUUUGGCCUCGUGGGCGCUCUUGGCGUUGGCCUAUGUCAUGGAGUCAAGCUCGUUCACAUGGAAAGGUGGCAUACAAGCAGUUAUUUUAAGAAUAUUCAGAAAUACAAGGCUAAUAUAAUCCACGUCGUACCAGCCAUGGCCGCAUCCAUUGUGAAGUUCCCUGACCGCCUCAAGUAUGACGUCAGCAGCGUUCGCUACAUAGUUGCUGCAGCUGCUCCAAUGGGUGUCAGCAUUGAGACGCAGUUAAGGGACCUGUUUAAGCUGGAUUUCGUUGCAAUGUCCUACGGACUGUCGGAGACGGGCCACAACUCUGGUAACUCAGUCUUAUACCACCGAUUCGGUUCCAAUGGCAAACCUCCGGUAGGCGUCGAUUUAAAGAUAGUUAAUCCAGAAACGGAAGAAGAACUGUCACGAAACAAAACGGGCGAAAUCCGCAUUAGAGGUCCAAUGGUUUCCCCUGGUUACCUGGACGACGAGGAUGCAACUCGAAAUGCUUUGGAUUUAAAAGGAUAUUUCAAAACAGGGGACCUUGGCUAUUUAGAUGCAGAUGGAUAUCUGUUCAUCGUUGAUCGACUGAAAGAACUUAUCAAAUACAACGGAUUACAGGUUGCACCGGCAUAUCUUGAGGACAUCAUAGUAAAACACCCCGAUGUUGUUGACGCCGCCGUUAUAGGAAUCCCCGACCCCGACGCGGGGGAACUUCCAAGAGCGUACGUUGUCAGGCAACCCGGGAGCCAAACAACGACCAAGGAUAUUAUCCAAUACGUGCAUGAUCACGUGGCUCCCCACAUGCGCCUGCGCGGUGGCGUUGAAUUCAUAGAAGAAGUACCAAGAACGCCAUCUGGGAAGAUUAUGCGCAGACUAUUGAAAACGCGAAAACAAUCAAACUCCCAACCCCGAUGGGUCAAACAAAAAGAUGAGAGGCAGAGGAUGGUCUACUUGAAUCAUUUUCCAACUCUCACCAAAGAGGUUGGAGAUGGGGAUAAUGACAGACCAGCCAGUCGAAUUCAAAUUGGAUUAGACAUCAUGCGCCACCUGGUUGCUGAAGCUCGAGAGGACCAUUCGACUACAUAA
Molecule: messenger RNA, 1575 nt
Organism: Mya arenaria
Lineage: Eukaryota; Metazoa; Mollusca; Bivalvia; Myida; Myidae
Exons: 14
Coding region: 1-1575 (524 amino acids)
Molecular function (GO): CoA-ligase activity
Source: RefSeq, a predicted model, not a curated record